AUGAACGAGACAAGGCUGUCGGGAACAGCACUCGUAGGAGAUGCAGAACGCACACUGAGUGCCAAAUACGUUUCUUUCUGUAUUGCCAUUUUGGUGCUCACCGCCGCGUUUUGGAGUUUUCUCCGCGACUCCAAGUCCCGCCUCAGACUCCCAGGACCACGGGGCAUUCCGCUGUUCGGCAACCUCUUCGAUAUUCGAAAUGGGCAUGCUGAGACAUUUAGCAAGUGGACAGAGAAGUACGGAGGCGUGUUUCGGGUAGUUCUGGGAAGCAAAGAAGUGAUAGUCCUGAACUCCCGCCAAGCAGUCGCAAAGACUUUGGUCAAGCAAGGAGCUAGCUUCCAAACCAGGCCUGAGUGGGACCUCUGGCACCAGACCUUUGUCCACAGCGCCGACACUGGCGGGGUCGUGACGAUCGGCACGGCUAAAUGGACGGCGGGCAUAUCGAAGCUACGGAAGCUGUUAGGGCCUCACACGAAUGCCCAAAAGCUCCCCAAAUACAAUCACUUUGUGUCGCGACGAUACCUACGUUUAGUCAAGCUGCUGGCUGACGCUCAAUCGAAGCCGCAAGACUUGGGUUUCUGCUGGUGGACCACGACCGUCGGGCUCGUGACAGAUCAACUCGUAGGCCACCUGCACGAUGAAGACUUUACCAAGCUCAUCUGCGAAACGGAAAUCGGCAUCUUCCGACUGAGAGCUCUUGGCUCGCCACUGAGCGACUGGGUGCCUUUCAUCCAGCUUUACGAGGGCCUGACUGGCGCUAUUACCUCUAAGCUGCGACGCUUCCUGAAGCUUGCCGGCGUCGCCGUCCCUCGACCGCUUCUGAACGACAAGGAAGAGUGGUGCAAUUCUCUGCGCUAUAACCAGACCAAGUAUUGCAAACAGCAGCUGCAGUCGCUCCACGAGCGCAUCGAGAAUGGCGACACGACUCCAUCACAGCUCGGCGAUCUCUUCCGCGCCCUUCCGGAGCCGCUGUCCGAGCACGACCAGUACCAAAUCAUCACCACGCUUUCCGGAUCGGGCAUGGCCAUUGGCACAACCCUCACCUGGUUAAUGGGCUACCUCGCUUCGCACCCUGAGCUCCAGGACAAAGCCUUCGGUGCGAUCCAGGAGGUGUACGGCGAUGAGGUGCCGGACCCCCACGACACGGACCGCGUCGAGUACAUCAAGGCUCUGGCGCUCGAGGCUGGCCGCUACUGGACGGCCAUUCGCCUGGGCUUCUUCCGAGAGACGUACAACGACUCCAAGAUUGACGACUACUCCAUCCCAAAGGGGACCAUUGUGGUCUAUAACUCGUUCCAGAUCAACCGAGAUCCCGCUGCGUACGACAGUCCCGAGAUGUUUAUACCAGAGCGGUGGAUGGAUGGGCAUCAAGGUCGUACCGAUAUCCCAGGAAUCGCGGGUGACAAGAUUGGCGUCCCACACAUGGGCCAUGGAGUUGGAAGACGACUUUGCCUCGGCGUUCCAAAUGUAAACAAGUCAUUCUACGGAGUUUUGUCCUUGGCGCUGCACUUUUUCAAAUUUGAGCGUGCCGAGCUCGAUGAAGAUGGCUUAAAAGAAGUGUUUCCUUCAUUCCGGGCCGCUCGACAGAGCACGGCAGCCAUGGACCCAAUCCACGAUCAAGUUUCGCUGUGUGAUGGUCAGGCCGCACCUUGCGCGACUGGGAUUCGUGUCGUGCCGAGGAACCCAGAGCGAUUAGCAGCGUGGAUCAGCGAGGGUCAUCAAACACUUCAAGAUUUUGCGGCAUCUUCAGUUUAA
Akanthomyces muscarius is the source of this 1755-nucleotide messenger RNA. RefSeq lists its product as uncharacterized. NCBI's taxonomy places the organism in Eukaryota, Fungi, Ascomycota, Sordariomycetes, Hypocreales, Cordycipitaceae. The record is from RefSeq and is a predicted model, not a curated record. Bases 1 to 1755 code for a protein of 584 amino acids. Gene Ontology annotation, molecular function: iron ion binding; monooxygenase activity; heme binding. The transcript is spliced from 6 exons.